Messenger RNA from Funneliformis geosporum, 206 nucleotides. The record is from the annotation of a GenBank genome assembly. Lineage: Eukaryota; Fungi; Glomeromycota; Glomeromycetes; Glomerales; Glomeraceae.
AUGAGGAAUCAUUCUUUGUCUCUUGUAAAUGCUUAUUAUUUAGGUCAACUUAUUGAUGUCGCAACUACUUCUUCUGCUCAACGGACAUUACAAAUGGCGACGCUCAUGAAACAUUAUUACCGAAUUGCUAUCCGAUUUAGCAAAUAUCAAGCUCUUCUAUUGAAAACUCUUGACAUUUCUGCAGGAGCAAAAAUCUUAAGCGGGGA